Molecule: messenger RNA, 4417 nt
Organism: Syngnathus typhle (broad-nosed pipefish)
Lineage: Eukaryota; Metazoa; Chordata; Actinopteri; Syngnathiformes; Syngnathidae
Gene: npc1l1
Product: NPC1-like 1
Exons: 20
Coding region: 299-4417 (1372 amino acids)
Cellular component (GO): membrane
Molecular function (GO): lipid carrier activity
Source: RefSeq, a predicted model, not a curated record
GCAACCCUAUCAACAUCGCUCAGGUUAAUCAUCAGACAGUUAUUGAUCAUCCAUAACUGCCUCUGACCAAAUCUGCUAUCGGACCAGAUAAGACCGUGACAUCAUAGGAGUGCUGAAACUGAACAUGUCAGAAUGUUUGUGCAAUCCCAGCAGUGAACAGUUAGACUGGCAGAGGUGCGACGGGAAAGCAAGACGACUCGGAUUUCCCUUCAAGUGGAUGAUCAAAUGCAGGGACGGCAGUGAUUGACACGCUUCGAUUGUGACUGAGGAUCCUUUUGUGGUUGAAACAGCAAAAGUCAUGCGUCUUGUCGCAAGUCUGAUCACUUUUCUGACAUGCACGACUGUGCAGGUUCUUUCACAGACUGAGCAUCAACCCGGCUACUGUGAGUUUUACGAAGAAUGUGGCAAAAAUCCUACAGUGGGAGGGACCCUCAUCCCUCCCAUUGUCCCCUGCCGAAAUUACAGCCGGGCCCGAGAACUGACGGGAGAACACUACCGCAAACUUCAACAGGUGUGUCCGAUGUUGGACAAGGGAGCUGGCAACACAUUUGCAUGUUGCUCCAUAAAGCAGUUGUCAUCCUUGGAAAUGAGUUUGACCCUAUCUAAGGCCCUGCUGGUGCGCUGCCCUUCUUGUGCUGAAAACUUUGCCCACCUGCACUGUAUCAACACCUGCAGCCCAAACCAGAGCCAGACAGUCAAAGUCACAAAGGUCGAGAAUGUCACUCACCUCGGAAAAACCCGAGAGGCUGUGGUGGCGUACCAGGCAUACAUCUCCACCACCUUUGCAGACGCCUCCUUCCAGUCGUGUCAAAACGUACGGAUCCCUGCCACGGGAGGCUUCGCCAUCGCCACCAUGUGCGGCCGCUACGGCGCCAAGUUGUGCACCCCCCAGCGCUGGUACGAUUUCCAGGGAGAUACGGGCAACGGUCUGGCGCCACUGGACAUUGAUUUCAGACUCAUAAAGCCGGGAGAAAUGGAGGGAGUACCGAAGGGUGUGAUUCCCUACAAUGGGCAAGCCUUGAAGUGCAAUGAGACCACGCCGUCCGGAGGUCAGGCGUGCUCGUGUCAAGACUGCAAAGGAUCGUGCCCUGUCUUUCCACCUCCCCCACUGCCACCGGGACCCUUCAGACUUUUGGGCACGGAUGGCUUCCUUGUCAUUGCCAUCAUCUUCUUCUGCCUCCUGAUCUUUUCCUUCAUCUUCUUCCUUGUGGUUUCUUAUUUGGUCAAGAUGAAGAAUAAGCAGGAUGAAGAGAAAAAGAAGAGGAAAGGCAAAGAUCAGAACUGUAACAAUGUGAGUCAGCGGGCCAUUCAUCCGUCAGAGGUGACGUGUGCUGACAAGAACAGCAUGGUCGCUCAGGCCUUCCUUAGCUCUCUGUUUCAGAAAUGGGGAACAUUCAUGGCUACUUAUCCCCUCAUGGUGCUCCUGGUGUCGGCUGUCGUCGUCGCUGCGUUCGCCACCGGCCUCAUGUUCAUGGAGCUCACAACUGACCCAGUGGAGCUCUGGUCGGCUCCCAACAGCCGAGCUCGUCAGGAGAAAGAUUUUCACGACAAACAUUUUGGGCCGUUCUUCAGGACCAACCAGCUGAUUUUGACGGCACCAGGCAGAAAAGGCCACCUUUAUGACUCUUUGCUCUUUGGGCCACAGAACUUCAGUGGGCUUGUCUCCAAAGAGCUCAUCAUUGAAAUGCUGCUUCUCCAGAAAAAAAUACAGGAUAUUGAGUUCUGGUCAGAUGACCUAAAUCGCACAGCAAGUCUGAAGGACGUGUGUUUUGCACCACUGAACCCCAACAACUCCUCCCUGACCGACUGUGCCGUCAACAGUCUGCCACAAUAUUUUCAGAACAGCCUGGACAACAUCAAUGCCAAGGUGAACAUGACUGAGCUGGGGGAGACCAAAGAAGUGGAUUGGAGAGAUCACCUGGUCUACUGCCUCAAUUCACCUCUGUCAUUCAAAGACAUCACUGAUCUAGGACUGAGCUGCAUGGCUGACUAUGGAGGUCCAGUCUUUCCCUUCCUGGCUGUCGGCGGCUAUCAGGGUGACGAGUACACCAACGCAGAGGCCUUCAUUUUAACCUUCUCCCUCAACAACUAUCCGAGGACCGACGUAAAAUACAACGUAGCCAUGAAGUGGGAGAAAGAGUUUCUGAAAAUUGUCCAAGACUACCAGAGAAACCCGACCGCCAACUUUACGUUUGCAUACAUGGCAGAGAGGUCUCUGGAGGAUGAGAUCAAUCGGACUACAGCAGAAGACAUUCCCAUAUUCAUGAUCAGCUACGCUGUCAUCUUUGUUUACAUCGCUGUUGCCCUGGGAGAGUAUUCUUCUUGGAGACGCAUACUGGUGGAUUCAAAGUUUCUUGUGGGUUUUGGUGGGAUUAUGGUGGUUGGAUGCUCGGUGCUGGCCUCCAUGGGCUUCUACUUUUGGAUCGGAAUUCCCUCCUCGUUGGUCAUCCUGCAGGUCGUACCGUUCCUGGUACUUGCUGUCGGAGCUGACAACAUUUUCAUCUUUGUUCUAGAAUAUCAGAGAGAUGUGCGGCAGCCUGGAGAGAAAAGAGAGCAGCAUAUUGGCCGCGUGCUAGGAAACGUUGCUCCCAGCAUGCUCCUGUGCAGUCUCUCUGAGUCUGUUUGCUUCUUUUUGGGUGCCCUGUCCACCAUGCCUGCAGUGAAGACCUUCGCUUUGUACGCAGCUUUGGCUGUGCUUAUGGACUUUGUUCUCCAGAUGACAGCGUUUGUGGCGCUGCUCUCCCUGGACGCCCGGCGCCAAGACAAAAACCGCUGCGAGCUUCUCUGCUGCGUCACCGUAAAGACCCAGAAAUCCGACAAGCCCAACGAGGGCUUCCUGUUGCCCCUCAUGAGGAACUAUUACGCUCCCGUGCUGCUGAACCGUUACAUGAGAUUCAUUGUGAUGUUGGUGUUCCUCUUCAUGUUCAGUGCUUCUCUGUACCUCAUGUUCAAUGUGACAGUGGGUUUGGAUCAGGAACUGGCGAUGCCCAAGGUCAGUGCGAUACAGUAUUUGCAGACUGCACAUAAUCAUUGUUUUUGCUCUUUUUAUGAUGCCUCACAAAUGUAUUUUCCUCGUCUGCAGGGUUCAUAUAUGCUGGAUUAUUUCCAGUAUUUAUACAAAUACUUGGAAGUUGGCGUCCCAGUUUAUUUUGUAACAAAAAGAGGCUUCAAUUUUGCCACAGUGGAGGGUAUGAACGGUGUGUGUUCCAGUGUUGGCUGCGACCAGUUCUCAAUGAUCCAGAAGAUUCAAUAUGCCGCCAAUCACCCUGAACUAUCUUACAUUGGCAUCUCUGCAAACUCCUGGGUUGAUGAUUUCAUCGACUGGCUGAACCCGGGAUCCAGAUGUUGUCGACUUUAUAGCUUUGGUCCAAAUGCUGGAAAGUUCUGUUCUGCAGACAAAUCUCCUCUUCUCUGUGGACGAAAGUGUAUGAAGACCCCCGCAGAUGGCGUCCUGCGGCCCACGGUGGAAGAGUUCAACCGAUUUCUUCCUAACUUCUUGGCUAACAGGCCUGACCUGCAGUGUCCCAAAGGAGGACUUGGAGCCUAUGACACGGCUGUGGUGAGAGACGACAGUGGAGAAAUUAUUGCUUCUCGCUUCAUGGCUUACCACACACCUCUGAGCAACUCUCAAGAGUUCACUGCAGCACUAUUGAGGGCCAGAGAGCUGGCUGACAAGAUCACUGAGGGCAUGCGGAACAUAGAGGGAACCUCUCCGGACUUUGAGGUCUUCCCAUACACGGUGACCAACGUUUUCUACGAGCAAUACCUGACCAUCGUACCGGAGGGCCUCUUCAACAUCUCACUGUGUCUGCUGCCAACAUUCAUCGUGUGCUGUCUGCUCCUGGGCUUGGACCUGCGCUCCGGCCUGCUCAACCUCAUCACCAUCAUCAUGAUCAUUGUGGACACUGUUGGGGUCAUGACACUCUGGGGAAUCCAUUACAACGCAGUGGCCCUCAUUAACUUGGUUACAGCAGUGGGCAUUUCUGUGGAAUUUGUGUCUCACAUGACAAGAUCGUUUGCUCUCAGCACAAAACCCACUCAUGUGGAGCGAGCAAAAGAAGCCACCGCCAACAUGGGCAGUGCAGUCUUUGCUGGUGUUGCUAUGACCAACCUGCCCGGCAUCCUUGUUUUGGCCUUUGCCAAAGCGCAACUUAUCCAGAUCUUCUUCUUCCGCCUCAACCUGGUGAUCACACUUCUGGGGUUGGCUCACGGACUCAUCUUCCUCCCUGUGGUGCUGAGCUAUUUCGGACCUGGAGUGAAUAAAGCCGUGCUGCUGCAGAUCCAGCAGGCACAAGCAAAGACCUGCCAGCGAUUGGAGCUGACAAGUCGAGAUAACAUGGGCUACGAAGACAAUGAGAGAAAGUCGGAGCCUCACUCUAACGUUACAAAGGCUGCCGUUUACACUAAUGGCCCAUGA